Molecule: messenger RNA, 1028 nt
Organism: Brachypodium distachyon (stiff brome)
Lineage: Eukaryota; Viridiplantae; Streptophyta; Magnoliopsida; Poales; Poaceae
Product: protein DROOPING LEAF
Exons: 7
Coding region: 156-767 (203 amino acids)
Biological process (GO): floral meristem determinacy; multicellular organism development; style development
Cellular component (GO): nucleus
Source: RefSeq, a predicted model, not a curated record
GGCUGGACAAGGACAACCCCCUCCCUCUCUCUCCCCUUCUACAUCUUCUUCUUCUUCUUCUUCUACCUCCUUCCCCACUGCACUCUCUCGCCACCCGCUGCAGCCUCCUCCCUACGGCAUCCACCGGUCACCGGGUUAUUAGCUAGCUACUUACCAUGCAGCAGAGCAGCAUGGAUUUGGUGUCGCCGUCCGAGCACCUGUGCUACGUGCGCUGCACCUACUGCAACACCGUGCUCGCGGUUGGAGUUCCAUGCAAGAGGCUGAUGGACACCGUGACUGUGAAAUGCGGCCACUGCAACAACCUCUCCUUCCUCAGCCCGCGGCCGCCGCCCAUGGUGCAGCCGCUGUCCCCAAAUGAUCACCACCACCCCAUGGGGCCGUUCCAGGGAUGCACUGACUGCAGGAGGAACCAGCCGCUGCCACCGCUGGCCUCGCCGACAUCAAGUGAUGCCAGUCCCAGGGCUCCCUUUGUUGUGAAGCCCCCGGAGAAGAAACACCGCCUUCCAUCUGCUUACAAUCGCUUCAUGAGGGAGGAAAUACAGCGUAUCAAAGCUGCGAAGCCAGAUAUCCCUCACAGAGAGGCAUUCAGCAUGGCUGCUAAGAACUGGGCCAAGUGCGACCCUCGCUGCUCAUCGGCUGUUUCUGCUUCCAACAGCACCUCGGAGCCCAGAUCAGUAGUAGUGCCCAGUCCGCAGCUGCAGGAGAGGUCCAACGAGCAAGUCGUUGAGAGCUUUGACAUCUUCAAGCAGAUGGAGCGCAGCGGCUAGGCGGCAUUCAUGAUGCCGGGAUCAGUAUUACAUCAAUCGAUCACUUAUCAGCUAGCUCAUCAUCAUCCUCCGUCGCUAUGCAUAUAUAAUGCAUGUGCGCGCGUUUUGUGUUUAGUUACUCUCCGUCGUUGCUCUGCUGCUGCUACCGUUAAUUAAGUUGCUGGUGUUGUAUGUUAUAUUUGUUUGUUGGAGUGUAUGUGCGUACCCUUUUAAUUAUGAACAGCUUCUACCUUAAUAUAUCUUCCAUCUCCUAAUUCCCUA